Molecule: messenger RNA, 14010 nt
Organism: Stegostoma tigrinum
Lineage: Eukaryota; Metazoa; Chordata; Chondrichthyes; Orectolobiformes; Stegostomatidae
Gene: nbeal2
Product: neurobeachin-like 2
Exons: 55
Coding region: 577-8907 (2776 amino acids)
Biological process (GO): intracellular protein localization
Cellular component (GO): cytosol; membrane
Molecular function (GO): protein kinase binding
Source: RefSeq, a predicted model, not a curated record
CUUUGGCACUGUCUUGGAUCUUGCCCCGCUCCCACCCGCUUCCAGAAGAAGCGCCUGAGUGGAAGCGCGCUCCCGGCGAAAGGGGGCGGCCCUCCCUCGCGUGCACGCGCUCCGAAGGAGAAGCGCAAACAGAUUCAGCCAAAAAAACCACCAGACACAACAGGAGCAACAACAUAAAUGAGAGAAAAAAAAGAAACCCCGGAACCGAGAUGGCGGAAGCGCCUAUUGUGUGAAUAAGACGGAGAGAGAUAAACAGAAAUCCACUCGGAGCAACUUAACCAAAGAAUUUUAUAUUUAAAUAUAAAGCGGAGAAACCCCAGCUUUCCGAAUAAAUAAAUAAAUGAGGAGAGAGGAUCUUCGCUGAUGCUGUAUUCCCCGUGCGACCAUUCCGAUUUGGCAACGAGGGAAUAAUUUUACGGGGCUUUUUUCUUCACAACAUCGGUGGGGAGAAGUGGAAAAGUCGGGAUGAAGAGUUGCAAGAAAAAGCUGCGCGUGUGAGAAGAUAAAGAGGAAAUAAUACAUUAUUUUUUUAACAAGUAAAAAAAGGAAGAAAGUGCGGCUCCCGGUGGCCGAAGAAUGGCUUCGAAGGAGCGGCUGUACGAGCUCUGGAUGUUGUACUUCACCAAGAAGGAUCCUCACUAUCUGCAACAAUGGCUUGAAGCCUUUGUCACUUCUUUUGAACGAGUUAUUGAUGUCAGCACUUAUGAGCCACUGCAGCGAAGACCUGAAGAGAUGGCCGCAGAGAUUCCAUUGUUGCCGGGCAAUGUGCUUCAAGUUCUGAGCCAGCAACUGAGUGAAUGUGUACACAGAUUAUCCACUGAGGAGGCUGAGCUAGGCCUUGGGCAAGCGCAGCUCCUGAUAAAAUUUCUCAUUAUUAUCUGCAGAAAUUUAGAAAAUAUUGAAGCAAAAGUCACUCCAACCUUUCACCCGGUUAUAAACCUGUUGACUGUGUGUACUGCUGAGUUAAAGAAGGGAGCACAGGAGAAGGUUUUAUUGGAGAACUUGAAGGUCGAACAAUUAACCAUGUAUGCACUGCACCUGUGUGAAUGCCUCUUUGAUCCAUAUCAAAUCUGGAGGCGGCACUUAGGAGGAGAACUUAUCAGUUCUGUGGAAAGGAGUAAAUACAAAUUUGCACCAGCUGUUUUACCUCAGGAAUUCAACACUUUCUUCCAUGAAAGCUUCAAAGACAGUCAGAACUUGCCAAAGACAAUCCACCUACGAAUCUUGUAUCUCUAUGGAGCCAUUAUCAGUGGAAGUAAGCAAAAUGCACUACUCGCCAUCACCCCGGCCUCUGUCGAGGUACUUAUGCUGAUUCUCAGGACCUCGUGCGACACAGGAACUCGGGAGCCAAAGGACUCCCGACUGUUGCAAAUUGGCUUGAAGUGUCUGAUUGGAGUGAUCCACAUUCUCCACUCCAGCAGCAUUGACCAGAGGAGAGUGACAAUCGAGACAAUAUUGGACAGCUACUUUAAGUUGUUGAAUGCUGAUAGGCCGUUGGCAGUACAAGAAGAGGGAUCCAAAACCCGACUAGAGGAUGGCUUCAUCACCCUGCGGAUCAACAUGCUCAGUGCUAUCUCUGAAAUGUUGAACUGCAAGGAUCGACCUGUGCUUCAGGCAGUGUUCCUUAAUAACAACUGCUUUGAGCACAUUAUACGACUCAUCCAGAACAGCAAGCUGUAUGUAAGCAGUAGGUCUAAGGAUGACAGCAAGGGUGGGAGUGAUCUUGCCACUCAGUUACUGACUGAAAUCAAUCUCAGCAAGGUAUUUGAGAAGGAGUCCGACUCCAUCACAGUGCAUGCUAUCAGAGUGCUAACAGCGAUCAUGAAGAACUCACCCUCUGCCAAGGAAGUUUUCAAGGAACGGAUUGGUUACUCUCAUCUGUAUGAGGUGCUGAAAAGCCAGGGGGAGCCAACAAAGCAACUUCUGCAGGAACUCAUGAACAUGGCUACUGAAGAUGCGAAUAUGACCUCCCUCACCAUUAUCAAUAAUGAGCAACCACUGUUGAUCCUGAUGCAGUGGAUUCCUGACCUGGAAUCUCGCAAUCUACAGAUCUUUGUCUCUGAUUGGUUAAAGAAAGUAUGUGGUGCUACCCUGCGGACUCGCAUGACCUGCGUGAAGGCUGGGGUAUUGAGUGCUACUCUGGCAUCGUUGCACUGCCACCCACAGCUCGACAGGAAGUGUGGCGAGAACCUUAUUGACUUGCUACAAGUGCUGGGUAGCCUUUCCAUUCAACCGGGAGAACUCCGGCAACUCCUAAAACUACUUCGGACCACUGAUGGAAAAGCACAUCCGUACUCUGCCCGUGUCAUUCGGGCCUUAUCAACCAUGGCGAGGAAAGAUGGGACUGAAAGUGUGCUGCAGUAUUUUGACCUGACUCCCAGUAUGGCAGGAAUAAUGGUUCCCGUUAUUCAGAAAUGGCCGGGUAAUGGUUUUGCUUUCCAUACGUGGCUGUGCCUGAAUGAGGAGUGGGAGGAUGGCUGCAUUUUCAGCAAGAGACCAAAACGAAAACAACUGUACAGUUUCUUCACAUCAAGUGGAACUGGGUUUGAGGCCUUCUUCACAUCAGAUGGGAUGUUAGUUGUUGCAGUUUGCACCAAGAAAGAAUAUAUGACCGUGGCUCUCCCAGAAUUCACCUUGAGUGACUCCCACUGGCACUGCAUUGACAUUGUUCACAUCGCAGGACGCCGACCCUUUGGACAAAAUUUGGUUAAUAUUUACACAGACGGUUGUCUAAGGAAGACGGCACAGCUCCGGUUCCCUUCAUUGAAUGAGUCCUUCACGUACUGCUGUAUUGGAUCAGCUGGCCACAGAACAACGACAACAGUUAUUACUUCUCCCAUCCAGAUUCUUGAUCUCUCCUUCACUUCACAUUCCCCUCUCAACCGUUCUCAGUCCUUCCCAGCCAGCUUUUCAUCUCCUAUGAGAGGCCCUACCUCUCCACAAGCCAUUGUGAAUACAAUUGCAGCCAGCAUGCAGGAUGCAGAAUGGGGCACACCAACUUCUUUGGAAGGACUGAUGGGAUCUGUCUUCGUAUUCCAUGAAGCUCUACAGCUGGCACAAAUCAAAGCACUUUUUAAUGCAGGUCCAAACAAUUUGUUGCCAUUUAAGCCUGACAGUGAGCUGUCUGAUUUGAGUAACAAGCUACUCCUUCAUUACACUCCCAAGGCCUGCAAAAAUCAAAUUUGUUUAGAUCUGUCCUCAAACCGAUUCUAUGAUGGGAGGUUGACUGGGCACAAUACAGUCAACUGGGAUAUCAAGGAUGUGAUCAAUUGUGUUGGGGGAAUGGGUGUCCUCCUACCACUUCUGGAACAAGUGGCAUCCAAAAGCGAUGAUUCAGAGGAGAAUCAAGAGACGACUGACCUAGUGGGACCAGAACUGACAUCUUCACAGAACAUCCAAGGAAUGCUUCUACCUCUGGGGAAGUCUUCAGAGAGCAAAUUGGAGAGGAAUAGUGUAGCUGCAUUUUUGCUACUGGUUAAGAAUUUAAUCCGAAACCAUGCCAUAAAUCAGGAGAAUUUCAUCCAGUGUAAUGGCCCAGCUGUCAUAGGUGCCCUGCUGCAAAAGGUUCCGAGCCACAGAGUGGACAUGAAUGUACUCAUGGCCUGUCAGUUCCUGAUGGAGCAGGCAGCUAGUGAAGGCAAUAACCUCCUCCUCCACUGUAUGUACCAGUACCUGCUCUUUGAUUUCCGCAUCUGGAGCCACAGUGACUUCGCCGUUCGAUUAGGGCAUAUACAGUACUUAUCUACAAUUGUUAAAGAUCACAAGCAACGCAUCAGAAAGAAGUAUGGUGUGCAGUACAUACUGGACUCCAUCCGGACUCAUUAUGGCCCACAGAAGGAUAAUCACAUCACAGCUGAUGUUAAAACUGUUCAACUAUCACUCUUCAACCUGGUGAAGGAAUUCAUCAAAGUAGUUACAGCUGAGGAAUUGCACUGUAUCAUCUCUUACAUGGCAACAGUGAACGAUGAUGAUCAGCUUUGUGGUAUUCUGGACAUCUUGCUUAGUCUGUUGAAGGGAGGCCCUUCCAGAGACCAGCUGUUCACCUUGCUGUUUGACCCUGGCAAUGUGGAAGUGUUUUACUCAUUGAUCCUACAGAAGAGAUAUUCUGAUGAAGUGCGUGAGAAGAUCUUUCGGCUAAUGUACAAGAUGUUGAAGUAUGACAAAGUUCAUGAAAAAUGCAAGCUUCGACUGAAGCUGAAGGAUAUUGGCUAUCAAGGUCUGGCUUCCUUCCUGAAUGAAUUUCCUGCCUCCAUGUCACUCAUUCGGUGCCUAUCAGAGCAGGUGCUGUGCUCAGAUCCUGUUCCAAAUUACAAGGACCUGAUUGCUGUAGUUUAUUUAUCUCACAAAGCAGAUCUAACUGUGCGGCUGGACGUCUGUCGAAAGCUGUUCCAUCUGAUUUACUCUCAGCAAGACAUUGUUCGUCAGUUGGCAAAACAGGCUGGAUGGCAGGACAAUUUUACCAAACUCUACGUAAAAGAAUCGUACGAAUCUCGAGAGGCCAGUCUAUCAAGUUCAUUGAUUAACUACUCCAUUGACUUACUUAAGAAUUCAGAUCAGAGCCAGGACUUCAUCCAAGAGCAAGGCAAAGAGACGAUCAAUCGCAUGAAUAGCCAAUCAGACUUCCAGGACUCCGAGGUCUUUCUCCCUUUCAGUAUAGAUUUGAAUGAAGGCUUUUCAAAAGCACAGCCUGACCAUUCCAUGCUUGCUCUUUUCCCCUCCAGUGAGAUGCAGUCCUAUGAUCCUUUAAUGAAGUCUUUUGAUUCCUUGGACCACACGAGUAAUUCUUCAACCAAUACAAUAGACAUCCCAGGCUCAGGUGAAGCCAUCCCUUCUGAUACUUCUGAAGAUGCUUUCUACCAGCCCCUCUCACCUUUCGCACAACCUUCCUUUGACUUGGGACCAGAAAUGGGAAGUACUAGUUCCUUUACCACUGUGGAGAGUGGAAAUUUAACUCCAGUCAGCACAUCAGAAACACCAUCUCCUCUUGAGAAUUUCAAACCCUUUCCAGGGAUUCGCACGUGGAAAAGCUCCAGUCUGUCCAAUGUUCUGGAUGACUCUAGCUACCAAGAGAAUCUCCCCAGUGAUGACGCUUCUAAUACCAGCAACCCACAGCAAACACCAGAAGAGGAACUUUGCAACUUGCUAACAAAUAUCAUCUUCUCUGUAAUAUGGAGAGGGGUAGAGGGUUCCGAAGAUGCAGCAUGGAAGGAGCGAGGGCAGAUCUUUUCUGUCCUAACCAAGCUUGGGACAGCCUGUGAGCUGGUACGCCCACCUGAUGAAAUCAAAAGAAGCCUAUUGGAAAUGAUGUUGGAGUCUGCAUUCUCUGACAUUAAGGACUGUGCAAGCACUGCGUUAACAAGCCAUAUCCAAAAUAUCCUAAAGCUGCUCCGACUGCUCCAAGAUUUUCUCUUCUCAGAAGGGCAAAACAAUCAAGUGCUAUGGAGUGAAAAGAUUCUUGAAGGUGUGAUUAACUUAUUGGACAAACUAGCUGUUUGGUAUCAUUCGGAUAAUGAGACAUCUGAUUUGAAGGAAAUGGCUCAGAUUGGCCUCAGAAUUAUUCUGGGCUACAUUGUACAGGAAGAUGUUCAGGUGUGUGCAGUGGCCUGUGUGAAGCUUCAUAGUCUCCUCCAGACCAUGCCAAUUCGGAAGGAGGAGGCCUGCUUUCUGCUGGGAAAGCUGGAUGUUCCCCUUACGAGAUCCAUCAGGUGUAAGACUGAGAUCUUCUCUUAUCUGAUGCCCAUUGUCCGCACUCUAAUGGACCAGUGUUACCAGUUGCUUGAGCUUCAGUACCAACUGCCAUCUCUGCCACCCACCAAUGGCAGCCCAACCUUCUUUGAGGAUUUCCAGCAUUUCUGUGUCACCUCUGAAUGGAGACUGUUCUUGGAAAAACAGGUUCUGAAAGCCAUGACUCAAUACGAGCACGACACAUUUGACAGAAGUCACAAUCAGAUGUCCAGCUUCUGGAAUUCCUGCUAUGACUCUCUAAUGAGCAGCUCAUUGCGUCGGGAGCAUGAGCGUGGGGAGAGUCGUUCCAAGUUUGAGGAGUUGAUUCUGGAGCCAUACAUGAAGCGUGUGAGGUUUGAGAAUGCUCGAUACAGCAAUGUCCUCAAACAGAUCAACAGCCAUCACAACACGGUACUUCGACAGUGGCAAUCAUUAAGGCGCCUCUUUACCUGCCCACGUGGGGCCUGGGCCGAAUGCAAUUCUUCUGAAAUUAAAUGGAAACUAUCAAGUGUGGAGACCUACUCAAGGAUGAGGCUCAAAUUGGUUCCAAACUACAACUUCAGCAUGCAUGCGGAAGCCAGUGCCUUGCGGGAUAACCUUGGUACUGAUCACAUAAGAAACCCACCAGACUCUUUACCACUCGCAGUGGCAAAGGAAGCGAAAGUGAAUGAGUUGGAAGAUGAUCAGCUUGGAGAUGAAGAUCUUGUUUUCCUUAACAGCCAAGGUGAAUCUGAGGAGCCUAGUCAGAAGGAGAAAUUGGUGAUCUCUGAGGAGUGCGAGUUGAUCACAAUUGUUGCAGUGGUCCCUGGGCGCCUGGAAAUCACCACACAGCAUAUCUAUUUCUAUGAUGGCAGCAUUGAAAAAGAAGAGACAGAGGAAGGAAUUGGCUAUGAUUUCAAGCGUCCCCUAUCUCACCUAGGGGAGAUGCAUCUCAGACGCUAUAACUUGAGGAGAUCUGCUUUGGAGUUCUUCUUUAUUGAUCAAUCAAACUACUUUAUCAACUUCAAAAAGAAGGUCAGAAAUAAAGUGUAUUCGCGUAUCGUGAGUACACGUCCCCCCAAUCUCAACUUCAACAGCCGCUCCCCCCAGGAACUGCUGAAAGCAUCUGGAUUAACUCAGAAAUGGGUUCAGAGAAAGAUCUCCAAUUUUGAAUAUUUGAUGCAACUCAACACCAUUGCAGGGAGAACCUACAACGAUUUGUCUCAGUAUCCUGUGUUCCCGUGGAUCAUUUGUGACUACACAUCUGAGGAACUGGAUCUGAACAACCCGAGUGUUUUCCGGGAUCUCUCUCGGCCCAUUGGUGUGGUAAAUGAUAAACAUGCAAAGGAUGUGAAGGAGAAAUAUGAGAGUUUUGAAGAUCCAACAGGAGACAUUGAUAAAUUUCACUACGGUACACACUACUCUAAUGCAGCUGGAGUCAUGCAUUACAUGAUCCGAAUUGAGCCUUUCACUACCCUGCAUAUCCAACUGCAGAGUGGCAGGUUCGACUGUGCAGAUCGUCAAUUUCACUCAAUCCCAGCAGCCUGGCAGGUCCGAAUAGACAAUCCUGUAGAUGUGAAGGAGCUGACCCCAGAAUUUUUCUACUUCCCAGAAUUUCUGGAGAACCAGAACAGUUUUGAUCUCGGUUGCCUGCAGAUGACUGGCGAAAAUGUAGCUGAUGUCGUCCUUCCGAAGUGGGCAAAAUCCCCUGAAGAUUUCAUUUACAAGCACAGAAAAGCACUGGAGUCAGAACAUGUCUCUGCAAACCUCCAUAAUUGGAUCGACCUGAUUUUUGGCUACAAGCAAAGGGGCCCUGCAGCUGUUGAAGCAUUGAAUGUCUUUUAUUACUGCACGUAUGAGGGUGCAGUAGAUUUGGAUGCAAUUGCUGAUGAGACGGGAAGGAAAGCUUUAGAAGGAAUCAUCAGUAAUUUUGGACAAACUCCAUGCCAACUUCUGAAGGAGCCACAUCCUCCACGUCUUAAUGCAGAGAAUGCUGCCAGGCGCUUAGCACGAUUUGAUUCCACACCAGAUGUCUUUGAGCACUUGGGUCAACUGAAGUCCUUCUUUGUUGAGGGCAUCAGUGAUGAUAUUCCAUUAGUGCAGGCCUUGGUGCCAAAAAACCAAGCAUACUCUUAUUUAACUCCGUACGUACUGGUCACAGUGAGUGCGAAUGGGUUGAUAGGAACUCACGGCUGGCUGCCAUAUGACAAAAACAUUUCCAACUACUUCACGUUCACACGAGAUCAAAAUAUCUCCAAUGCCAAGACUCAUCGCUUCUUGUCAGGUCCAUUUGCUCCUGGAGUCAAUUUAUCACCAAAGAUCCUGGCUGUUUCCCCUGAUGGUAAACUUCUCUUCAGUGGCGGUCACUGGGAUAACAGUCUUCGGGUUACAUCAUUGAGCAAGGGCAAAGUGACGGGACACAUCAUACGGCACAUAGAUAUUGUGACAUGCCUGGCACUGGAUCAUUGUGGUAUCUAUCUCAUCUCCGGAUCCAGAGACACCACAUGCAUAGUGUGGCAGGUCAUCCAACAAGGUGGAUUUGCUUGUGGUCUGUCUCAGAAACCAGUGCAGGUCCUCUAUGGACAUGAUGACACAAUCACGUGUGUGGCCAUCAGUACGGAGCUUGACAUGGCGGUAUCAGGGUCUAAGGAUGGCACUGUCAUUGUGCAUACAGUUCGACGCGGUCAAUUCAUGCGGACCCUACGAAUGCCCUGUGAAAGCACACUGCCCAUGACCAUUGAUGACCUUGUCAUUGGAUGCGAGGGUCAGAUUGUUAUUCACAGCAGUAUAGAAAGCAGAGCAUCAUCCAAGGAUAAGAUGUUCUUACAUCUAUAUUCUGUGAAUGGCAAACACCUGGCCUCUGUGCCCAUGGAUGAGCAGGUGACUGCAAUGUGUAUCGUUGAGGAGUUUGUGGUACUGGGUACUGAGCAGUGCUCGCUGCAGAUCCGGGACCUGCAAAGUUUGAAGAAUGCAGUGGAGGAAAUGGUCAUGAAGGUUCCCAUUCACUGUGUCUCCGUUACCAAAGAUAACAGCCAUAUUCUAGUUGGAUUGAAUGAUGGAAAACUAAUUGUGGUAGCUUCGGGAAAACGCUCUGAGAUGCGGUCAAGUCAGUUCGCUAGGCGGCUGUGGAGUUCCACCAGGCGCAUUUCCCAAGUGUCAUCUGGAGAAACGGAGUACAACAAGACUGACGCAAGCACAAAGUAGAACUCCUCUACGAUUAGCCACAUUGUACCAAGAAUCCAUCACUGUUACAAUCUUCAAAAACAAACAUUACAAUUUAUUUAAAACUUUUUUUCAAAGAUGAAAACUCAGCGAAACUGGCAGGCUGGAGAAGCAGAGGGCUGUGCUUCUUCAUCUUGGUAUGAUGAACUGCUUUCACCAACCAAGGCGCCUGUUCAGAUCCAAAGGAUUUAAAACAUUGAAUGUUUACAAUGAAUGUGGGAGAAUGAUUCGAUGCCUUAAUACUGCAAGGACUUUUAAAAUUGUUUUUAGACAUUUGUUGAUUUUUGACAACAUUUUUCUUUCUGCACAGCGUGAACUUCCGGGUACAUGUAGAAUGUUGUAGUUAUUAUGAGGGUAUGAAGAUGUUAAUAACUGAGUUUUGGAGGAGAUUUUUUGUAGGGCUGGGAUAUUUUUUAUCAUUGCUCUGAAUCUUCAUCUUUUCAAUCUUUGUGUCACUGUUACAAAUUGGGUAAGCUAAAGAUAUAAGACAUAUCGGUAAUGUUUAAAAUAUAUGUACAAGAUUGUUAUCUGCUAAAACUUGAUACCAUAGUAACAGCUGACGUACAAUUCAUCUGCUAGUAGUUAGUCUUUAGCGUCCAUUUCCAUACCUUAUAUUUCCCAUAAAUUCAUUUGCAGCACAGAGAAGGGAUGUUUGGCCCAUUUGAGUCAGUGUCAGCAGUUCAGUCAGUUCCAUUACCUUGCCCUAUCCCCAUAACUCACCUAUUCCAAUUGCACUUCGACUUUCCUUUUGGAAUUAUUGAUCAUCACUACUUGUACCACCCUUAUGGGCAGCUAAUUUCAGAUCAUUAGCACUGAUUGUGUAAUUAAAAACUCUUCUUUGUAUUUCCCCUAGGUCUCUUGUAAAAACCUUAAAUCUAUAUGCCCUCAUCUUUGUACCCGUUAGCUUGGAUGGCUUGUUUUUCCUGUCUACCUUAUCCAAACUUGAAUUAAUUCUGUGCACCUCUAUCAAAUUUCUCCUCAAUCUCCUUCGCUUUAAGGAGAACAAUUCCAGCAACCUUGUACCAAAAUCUCUUGUACCUGAAAUUUACUGGAUCUGUUGGGCUGAGUUAAUUGUGAUACUGUUAAACCAAAAUCUUUGAAGUCAGGAACAUCUUAAGGUACCCCACUCCAAUUUAUACAAUUGUGCGUUGAAGUUUUUUUUACUGGAAAAGGAACCAGCGAAAUGCUGUGGCGAUUAUUACCGACUUAGUCUUCUCAUUACAAUAAGAUUUUUAAGGUUCUACCCUUCAGUUAGGAGCACCAUUCCUUGGGAUCACAUGACAGGAGGUUGCAUCUAUCAUUUUCAUUAGUUUGAAAUUGCUUACUGAGCACUUGUAAUCUACCACUGUGUUCCAUUCACACCUGAAAAUGUACAGUUAUCACCAUUAUCCACUGUCAGUUAAUUCUUCAUGAAUCACUAUGUCAUGUAAUAAGGUCCAGACAAUUUAGCAGGGUAUUAAAAGAGAAUUAGAUAAAUACUUGAACAGAAGAUAUUUAUGAGCAGUAAUUGGAUUGUUGUAUCAAAGAGCUGAUAUAUUGGCAUAAAAUGAGCAAAAUGGCCAAUCUAUUGAUGGCCAUGACUAACAAUGCCUUUCCCAACUUUGUCAUCAAGGAGGCAUGUCUUUUAUUGCAUCUGAUUUCCAACAACUCUCUGUGAUAAAUUUUCCAAUAUUAUUCCUAAUUUAAACAUGAUAGUUUCUUUCCUUAAAUCCUUCUAAGUUGCAAUGCAUUUUUUUCUCCCUUUCAUUCAAAAUCAAAAUGCAUGACGCUGACUCCUACAUUUAACCUAAUUUAUUUGCCUCCAGGACUUUUGAAUGAAAUCUACAUACUUUUGAACCCCAGUUUGCGAUUACUGAAUCGAUGUUUUUUGAUUUACUUGUCUUCCCUUCUACUAUUCUCAAUUUUACAGAUAGUUUUAAUAAUAGAAUAUUAAGUUGAAUCGGAAUAUAACAUUUGGUCUUAAUUCUCUUGAGUAAUAGUGAAGAUUGGAGAUUCAGGCAGGAUUUCCUCUCCUGAUCACUAUAGAGCCAGUUGAAGUUGAGAUUGAGGCCACUUGACAGGUUAAACAAUGUCCUGAUGCAUGCUGUCUGGCGCAGAUGUAAUAAAUGGACAUUUGGUUGAAAUUAUAGUCAUGAGUCCCUGGUACUGUUCUGUAACUUUUUCAGCGGGUGGGGGGUCGGAAGGAAAGCUGAUGGAAAAUAAGAGAAUGAAUUUUAAAAUUGCUGUAGAGCAUUUUAAUAUUUUAUGUUUUAUGUGUUGACUUGUUUGAAACUUGGUCUGGUGCUAAAACCGAAGUGGGAAACUAUUACUAGAUCAUUAUUCUGGCGCAAGCUCAUCUUUUCACUUCUCACAAGAAUGAGCUACUCAAAUGGCACAUAUUCACUCACUGGCCCCUUUCACCUUCACCUUAUCUCUUGUGAUUGACAAAUAUUAUCUGUUUAAUGAUGGUAUAUAAACUGCUGAUAUUUGAUUCCUGAUUUUUAUUUAUGGCUGAGGUGGUUGUUUAAUCAGGAAACUCACUUCUUCUCAUCUCAGUAUCCUAUAAAUAUCAUUCUUUAAAAUUCAUCAAGCAUUUUUUUUUACUGUCAGAAGAUUUUUGGGCCCUGUUAUAUUAGUUUUAAGGGAUAUUUUGAAUUUAAUGGAUUUUUUAAAAGUGAUUUUAGUAUAUACUAUUUUGGUUUAGUAAUUAGCUCCAUGGGAAAAUAAUUAUAAUUUAGUUACAGGUAAUAUACAGUAAUACUUAAUGAGCCCACAAUCUUCCAUGCCUCAAAGGACAAGGGAAAAUCACCAGCAAAGCAUGUCACCUAUAAACUCAACCCCAAAUUGCACAUUAUUCUAACUUGGGACUGUUCCUUCAUUGCUACUGGGUUGACAUUCUGAGGUCUCUCACCUCACAGCAUUUGGUGUGUGACCAUGCCGCAUGGACUGCAAUGAUUCACAAAAGCAGCUCACCAGAAUUCUAAGGCAAGAAAGAAUUGGUAAAAAAAUGCCGACAUAGUUUGGAACAAUGUUUUAGACUUAUUGAAAACAGGCCGGGUAUUUCACGUUUGCAUUGGGACGUGGUUUUGGCCCAGCAAGAACAGACAAUGUUUCAUGAUUUUGAUGUGGAUGUUAUAUUUGCAUUGGAUUAAAAAGAAGUGCUCUAACCAAUGAAAACUAAACUUAAUAAUUUGUAUAAAAGUUAUUCUGGACACUCCACCUUUUUGUGCUUUAGGUGUACCAGAGUUUGGGCCACAUAGGCCAUGGUUUUUAAAUUGAAGCGAAGCAGGUAGCUCUCAGUCUGGAUAGUGGUGGAGACAUGAAAAUUGACCUUGACAACUUGGCGUGGAGAGUGUGGUAAAUCUGGGAUGAUUCUGCCUCCUACCUUCAGUAAUUCCUUUUGGAAUUUCACAUGUGAACAUGGAUAAAUAGAGCUCAUGUUCUCUUUUUUUUCCUUAGAUUACAUAUGGGUACUGUUGACAUCUUGGAUUAAAUAGCUAACCCUUACCCUAUUAACUGUCCAAACCUGCAGCUGGAAGGAAAGUCCUGAUUUUUAGAUAUUGAAGUUUCAUCAUAGUGAAUCUACAAACAUCACUUGUUCCCAACGUUUCAAUUUUUAAAUUAAGCCAGCUUUCAUUUCUGUUAUAUGCUUAAUAAACAUCCCUUACGAAAUUAGCAUUAGCCCAAACUCUGACCACAAUCAGAGGCACAACCAGUUCACCAUCUAAAUUGAUCACAGAGCAGCAGCAACAAUAUUAUAUUUAGAGUUACAAAUAUGUAUGGUGAUAUGAGGUUAUUAUAUUCCCAAAUGGUAUGAUAAAUUACUUUCUGGCUACAAUAUGAUAGGAUGCAACCAAAUGUUGUAACAUAAUCAUUCCAAUAAAUUCCAUGUGCGUUCUUAACUUUCCUUUCCUCCAACUUGUGGCACCUGCCACCCACACUGCCACUGCAUGUGCCACCAGCUGAGUGUCAUUAGCACUCAGUUUCUCGAGUAUCCACUUAUCUUAAGGGACUGGGAGUGCUCGGCAAAUUUGAUACUUGAGAGGAAGCAUCAUAAAAAUAUUAAGCUGCCUGCUUGCAGAGUUGAAGACCCUGGCAUCUUCUGAUCUCAAACUAAUUUGUGGUCUUUCCUCCAAACUCCUAGCAAUGAUUUUUAGAAUUGUGCCCAAUAAGUCUCUGCAAUUUUUGAGUCUCACAUUGGUUGUUGAUUGAGAGCAGACAGUGGACUCAGUGAUCCUAAAUUAAGAGCACUUUUGGACUUGUUUACUUCUUCCAUUUAGGAGCCUGUUUCAACAAAAAUUGAAUCAAGGAGAAGGGAACAUAAAACAGAUUUUCCACAUUUAGUUGAUAUCUACUCCAUACUGCCAGAAUAUGCAGAUUUGUUGUCAUUAUCUUAAAAUAAGGCAGCAACAUCAAUGUCAAAUUUCCUGCUAGCAGGCUGAAUACUUUCUUGUUGUAAAACGUUUCAUGUGUAUGUGAAUUAAUAUACUUUGGCUUGUUGGAGAAGGCAACUAAAUUUUAUUUAAAUUUGUUGGACAUCUACUUGAGUACUGUGAUUUGUAAAAGAAAUGUUGAUACUUUUGUGAACAUGUGAUUGUGAAGAAGAUUUUUUUGAAGAGGUUUUGAAAAUGGAAAGUGGAUAUAUUUUCAAGUGUGGUGUUUUGCACUAUGUACAUUAGACCAUUACAGCAAACAACAAGAGACACCGCUAUGGGUAUUUUCUAUCAGCAGUUUAAAAACAAAAUUAGGUCAAGUUAUAAAGCCAAUAGUCACUGCUUGGAUUUGAAGCUUUUAUUUUUAAGGAAACAACAGCUGCCUUUGUGUUUAUUCCACUGCCUGAUUGGAGAAUAGGUGUUUCAAUGAGUACAUUCCAUAGACACUGAAUUUAAAUUCAAUGCAUUUAUGUGUACAGGUACAUGUGUUUUCCCUUUUUCUGUUUGUCUGUGCGUGUGCGUGUGCAUGUGUGUGUGCGUACGCACGUGCACAUUGUUACAGAGAAGAUGCCUUAAGUGUAAAAAUAUAUCUUGUGGCCUUUUUUUAGAUCUGUUUGUCCACUUACUGUUUGUGGUGUAUGUGACUUGAACUUUUGCUUUCAAAAACACUGAA